AGUAGCAUUUCACUUAAUAUGAAACCACGUUAGGAAGAACGCUGCAAGUAAACGCCUGUAACACCGUAUUAUCUGAACGAGAGAGGCUUUGAAAUAGAUAAGAAGAUGCCAGUUUAGCACAUCAGUCCAGAGCCACAAAUGUCUCAAGAAUCGGUGCAGACUAGUGAUGGAGGGGAACAAAAUGCUACUCUUUCAUCUGGGUUAAGACUUACUGUGGAAAAUGUGAAGAGGCUGGAGCAGCAGUUUGAGGAAGAUCAGCAGGACAGUGCUUUGGAGAGAAUGGAGCGGUACGUCAAGGAGGCUAAACGCUAUUGCCCACAGCAAAAGUCCAUGGAGAGCUGGAGGGCCAAUGGCCCAGCAGUCAAUGCGAACCAGUUAGGUGAUGGCUCUACAGCUGUUCUGGUCCCAGGGGCUGCUGGGAAACCAGCCGGGCAAGCAGAAAGUUCUGACUAUGUGCUGUCGGUAGAGGAACACUUUGCACAGAGCAGCUUAUAUGGGUCAGUGUUUAAUAUGAGCAAAGGAUACAGUGACAAGACAACAAUAACACCAUGCAGAAGCGCGUCCACAUCACCUCAGUAUAUUCAGGGCUGCACUCUGGAUGGCAGAACGUUCACUGCUGUGUGUGCAAAAACUCAGACUGACUGGGACUGGGUAGUGAAAUCCAGGUCUGAAUGGAGCAGAAGAGGACCUCAGGCUGUUUCUUCUGCUGCUCUUAGAGAUGCAGCUGAAGGGGCACCUGAAACAGAGGAUGAUUUUCAGUUUGUUCAAUUUGGGGAGGUUGAGUCCGAAUCGCACCUCACAAAAGACUCACAGAGCUGUCCUGAAGGACUAGUUGUGAACUCGUUAUCAGAGAGUGAAGACACAGAAAUCCGAAACCUGCUAGACGGUGGAUUGUAUAAUUUACCUGAAGUUGGACCUCCUUGUCUUCUCGCAUACAAACCAGAGUCAAAACAGCCUCCACCUAAUUUUGAUCUGGACGUCGGGUGGUCAGAAAGUGAGGAGGAGCUCCCCACCUGCGAGUUUUGCCAGCAAGUGACGGCGCCUGUUGUGGCAGGGGAGCAGUUGUUCUGCUGUGAAGCACAUCAGAAGUUAUGUGAAUUCAUCUGGGAAGAGGAGGAGGCUCUCUCUGCUGCCCAAGCAAAGAGGAAGAUUGAUGUUUCUCCUCACCCUCCCUUUAAGAGCAAGCAGGAGAAGAAGGCAGCCAAGGAAAAGGCAGCUCAGAAGCUGAGAGAGUGGGAGCUCCAGAGGUUUAAGAACUCCAUGACCCAGGCGCGCUUCUUUACAAAAGGUCUCCAGACCAAGACCAUAACCUUCAGGCUGUCUUCUGAGAAUCCGGCUGAACACAAACAGUCCCAUUUCCCCACAGAGGUCAAAGACUACAGUCAGCUAUUUACUCUCCAAUCAGGAGAAGAAAUGAGAAAGAGCACGCACGCAGUUAGAAAAUUCUACCCCGGAGGCCAAACGUUUCUCACAAUGUUCCCAGAUGGCACAGGCCAAGCUUUCUAUCCAUCAGGAAGGGUGGCUAUCAUGAUCUCUUCCGUGAAUCCAGCGGAUUUUACCUAUAUAAUUCUUGAAGAUUGUGCCGUUAAACCAAAAAUACGAGCAAUCUUCACCACCAGGGGACAGUCAACAUGCUAUCACCUUAAUGGAAUGAUUUGGGUAAACCUGAACCAGCUUGGUGGCGUGUGCUGCAGCGAGAGAGGAGUCCCGAAGAGGCGCUGGAAGUGGUUGGACUGGGAUCCCCAUGUUCAUGCGCCUCCUUUCCAGCCCAUCUGUAUGGCUCUGAACCCCCACACGGGCAUACGCAUCCUCUCGCAGGAACAGAUCUACAUCACCUUCGCCUUCCGGAGGAACAGCGUCAGGUUUAACGUUGGGGCCAGGCUAAGGGUUGAAGACCCCAGGGGACUGAAAAAGUCCACGCCGGAUAUCCUUAAGGAAGACCUUCGAACAAGAACGCUGGAGAUCUACACUCUAUUAGAAAAGAUCCAAAAUUCUGUGAAAUAUCCACACUGCGCCCUUUCAGAGAAGAUCCCUCCUCAGUUCAGCCUCUCUGGUCAGCUCCACAGGCUGAAGGAACAGCUGGGGAAAGCAGAAUGUAAGAAGACGACAAAGAUUUGCUCCCCCACCAAGGAACAAGAAGAGUGAUCAAAUGCUGCUCAGCCUUCUGCUCCUCUUUGCUUGUUUCUCAAGUAGCCUUCCACCAAUAAAGCAAGGGAUUGCUCAAUUCA
Molecule: messenger RNA, 2228 nt
Organism: Lepisosteus oculatus (spotted gar)
Lineage: Eukaryota; Metazoa; Chordata; Actinopteri; Semionotiformes; Lepisosteidae
Product: glutamate-rich protein 6
Source: RefSeq, a predicted model, not a curated record